Molecule: messenger RNA, 1347 nt
Organism: Vanessa tameamea
Lineage: Eukaryota; Metazoa; Arthropoda; Insecta; Lepidoptera; Nymphalidae
Product: hemicentin-2-like
Exons: 6
Coding region: 197-1138 (313 amino acids)
Biological process (GO): synapse organization
Cellular component (GO): neuron projection membrane
Source: RefSeq, a predicted model, not a curated record
CACUCAAAAGUCAGUAAGUAUUUAAUUUAGACCGGAUCAAACAAUAAGUGGUUAACAUCGAGAGUUCUAAAUAUUUUCUAAGUUGUGAAUAAUAAAAUGUGUUUAAUAUAAUAAGCGUGUGUUAACCCUGCUAACAAAAGUGAGUUCAAGAAAGAUAUAUUAUACAAGAGGGUAAUGAUGUGAAGAACUGGCAGUGAUGUGGCUCCCGGCGCUUCUGUACCUGCUGGGUCAACUGGACCUGUCCGCAGGCGGGAGCGAUACAACAGAUCCCGAUGCAAUCUUCGCGGUGAACAACGGCACCGCAGCCACUGACACCAUGAUACAGCCUCACUUCGACAAUUCAACGAAACGCGAAUAUACAGCUGCAGUUGGUCAGCCUGCAUACUUACACUGCAGAGUGAAAAAUCUUGGAGACAGAUCGGUAUCCUGGAUACGAAAACGUGAUCUACACAUCCUCACAGUAGGUGUUCAUACAUAUAGUAGCGACGCGCGAUUCGCAGCGCUGCACACCGACGGUUCCGAUGAAUGGACGCUGAGAGUGGCGCAUGCGCAGCCCAGAGAUUCUGGUGCCUAUGAAUGCCAAGUAUCGACGGAGCCAAAAAUCAGUUUGUCCUUCUGGCUUACUGUUGUGGUUUCAAAGGCCGAGAUCUUGUCGGGUCCAGAGCUGUUUGUGCGCGCCGGAUCUGAUAUUAAUUUAACAUGCGUUGCGAGGCACGCACCCGAUCCACCAAGUUCUGUCAACAGCUUUAUAUACUGGUAUCGCGGUGCUAAUGUCGUGAACUACGCUCAACGCGGCGGCAUAAGCGUGGAAACUGAGCAGCGUACUCGCACAAGCCGUCUUCUGAUCGCGCGAGCAUCGCCAAGAGACUCGGGAAAUUAUACAUGCGCCCCAAGUAGUUCCGAUUCUGCGUCUGUGGUUGUACACGUCCUGAACGGCGAAAGACCGGCCGCCAUGCAAAGCGACGCUUACCAAACCAAGCCAACCAAUACUCUUAUAUUUUUAAUUAUACUUAUUCUAAGAAUUCAAAAACUUGACAAUAUCAUGGACACUUUUGUUUUAGUGUACACGUCCAUCGUAAAUUUUCAAAUCAAACAUCGAUUUAUUAGUGAUAAUUCUGUUCGACUUAUAUCUAGAUGACGUGCAAAUUUAAACCUAAUUGUAAAGGCAUAAAAUGCAUUAUAAGUUUUAAAAUUAACUUAGUUAUGAAAAAAAACGAAUUACUAUAAUAUUUACCGUCUGAUUAACUUAGAAUGAAUUAAAAUACUGAUUGAUGUUGUAAUUUAAAAUUAAUUAUUAUGUAACUAAUAAACAAUUGAACCAUGAACCUACUUUUAGUUUAUAUGUUU